GGAGGUUCAUGCGCCGGUGUGCCCGGCCGCGGCGGGCCCCUGCGCGAUGGAGGGCGGCGAGCUGGGUGUAGAGAACAUGGAGACCCUGACAGAGCUGGGCGACGAGCUCACCCUGGGCGACAUCGACGAGAUGCUGCAGUUUGUCAGUAACCAGGCAGGGGACUUUCCAGAUCUGUUUUCAGAUCACUUGUGUGGCACCUUCCAGGGCAACAGCAGCAGCAGCAGCGGCGGCGGUGGCAGCAGCAGCAGCAGCAGCAGCAGUAGCAGUGGUGGGACCCUGGAGCCGCAGUUGCAGCGGCCAUACACCCAGGUGCAGCUCCAGUCCUUCCUGCCGGCCCCUGCCUCCCCACAGCUCCAGACCCUGCCAGUCAAAGCAGCACAGGCAGCACCUGCGGCCCCGCCGCGGUCGGCCCCUCUCCUUCAGCCCCGGCCCCCGCUCCAGCCUCAGCUCCAGCAGCAGGCUGUCAUGAUCACACCGACCUUCAGCUCUGCUCCCCAGACCAGGAUCAUCCAGCAGCCGGUGAUCUACCAGAACGCAGCCACGAGUUUCCAAGUUCUCCAGCCUCAAGUCCAGAGCCUGGUGACGUCCUCCCAGGUUCAGCCAGUUACCAUCCAGCAGCAAGUGCAGACUGUGCAGGCCCAGCGAGUGCUAACGCAGGCUGCCAAUGGCACCAUCCAGACCUUAACACCAGCCACGGUCCAGACGGUCGCUGCACCACAGGUCCAGCAAGUUCCAGUGCUGGUCCAACCUCAGAUCAUAAAAACAGACUCCCUUGUCUUGACCACCCUGAAAGCGGACGGUAAUCCUGUCAUGGCCGCGGUGCAGAACCCAGCGCUGACAACACUCACCACUCCCAUUCAGACCACGGCUCUGCAGACCCUCGUUGGGAGCAGUGGGACCAUUUUGACCACAAUGCCGGUGAUGGUGGGACAAGAAAAGGUGCCUAUCAAACAAGUUCCUGGGGGUGUCAAGCAACCAGAACCACCUAAAGAAGGAGAGAGAAGAACAACUCACAACAUCAUUGAGAAGCGUUACCGGUCAUCCAUAAAUGACAAGAUCAUUGAGCUGAAGGACCUUGUCAUGGGGACGGAUGCCAAGAUGCACAAGUCUGGAGUCCUGCGAAAAGCCAUUGAUUACAUCAAAUACCUGCAGCAGGCCAACCAUAAACUCAGGCAGGAGAACAUGGUUCUGAAGCUGGCGAAUCAAAAAAACAAGCUGUUGAAGGGCAUUGACCUAAGCAGUCUGGUUGACAACGAUGUGGAUCUGAAGAUAGAUGACUUCAAUCAGAAUGUGCUGCUGAUGUCUCCUCCAGCCUCGGACUCAGGAUCCCAGGCUGGCUUUUCUCCCUAUUCCAUUGAUUCAGAGCCAGGAAGCCCACUCCUUGAUGAUGCAAAGGUUAAAGAUGAGCCUGACUCUCCCCCUGUGGCCCUUGGUAUGGUGGAUCGCUCUCGAAUACUCCUCUGUGCUCUCACAUUCCUCUGCCUUUCCUUCAAUCCUCUGACAUCCCUCCUGGAUGCCCGAGGAACCCCGGAGUCCGACAGCCUGGUGCGCCACGGCUCUGGCAGGAACGUGCUGACCACUGAGUCAGACACAGGUGGUUGGUUUGGCUGGAUGAUGCCCACACUGAUCCUGUGGCUCGUGAAUGGAGUGAUUGUGCUGAGCGUGUUCAUCAAGCUGCUGGUGCACGGGGAGCCGGUGACCCGGCUGCACUCCAGGUCAUCGGUCACCUUCUGGAGGCAUCGCAAGCAGGCAGACCUGGAUUUGGCACGGGGGGAUUUUGCUGCAGCUGCAUCAAACCUGCAGACUUGCCUGUCGGUUCUCGGCCGAGCGCUGCCAGCUUCCCGCCUGGACUUGGCCUGCAGCCUAUCCUGGAAUGUGAUCCGCUACAGCCUGCAGAAGCUGGCACUGGUGCGGUGGCUGCUGAAGAGGACUUCUCAUCAGUGGCGGGAGAGGGAGGCCACUGCAGGCUUCGAGGACGAGGCCAAGACCAGCGCUCGGGAUGCGGCUCUAGCAUAUCACAAGCUCCAUCAACUCCAUAUAACAGGUAAACUUCCCUCCAGCUCAGCUUACUCAGGCUUGCACAUGGCCCUGUGUGCUGUGAAUCUGGCGGAGUGUGCGGAAGAAAAGAUCCCACCCAGCACAAUGGCAGAAAUCCACCUGACGGCGGCGGUUGGCUUGAAAACCCGCUGUGGAGGCAAGCUUGGCUUCUUGGCGAGCUACUUUCUAAGCCAAGCUCAAAGCCUGUGCAGCUCAGAGCGGAGUGCCAUUCCUGACUCGUUGCGUUGGCUGUGCCAUCCCCUGGGACAGAAGUUCUUUGUGGAGCGAAGCUGGACGGUGAAGUCUGCUGCAAAGGAGAGCCUCUACUGCACCCAGAGGAACCCUGCGGAUCCCAUUGCACAAGUUCAUCAGGCAUUUUGUGAGAACCUGCUAGAGCGAGCUGUGGAUUCCCUCGUGAAGCCUCAGAUUAGGAAAGAGAUAGCAGGACAAGAAGAAGAAGAACCAUGUGAGUUCUCCAGUGCCAUGGAGUACCUGAAGUUACUCAACUCUUUCCUGGACUCGAUGGGAAGUGGAACCCCACCCUUUGCCAGCAAUUCUGUACUCAAGUCCUCUGUGGGCCCCGACGUGGUGUGCAGGUGGUGGUCAGCAGCCGUGGCUAUGGCGAUCGGCUGGCUCAGAGGGGACGAUGCAGCCGUGAGGUCGCAUUUCGCGGAAGUGGAGCGCAUGCCGAAGUCCCUGGAGAUGUCAGAGAACGCCCUGGUGAAAGCCACCUUCUACGUGUGUAAAGCCAUGCAGGUCUCACUGUCUGGGAAGGCGGACGGACAGCAGAGCUCCCUGGGUCACUGUGAGAGGGCCAGCAGUCACCUGUGGAACAGCCUCAACAUGAGCAGCAGCGUCUCUAGCACCGCCCUUAACAACAUGAUCCAGCUGCUGGCCUGUGACUUGCUGCUCUCUCUCCGCACCAGCCUGUGGCAGAAGCAGGCGAACGCCAGCCAGGCCCUGGGUGAGACCUACCACGCCUCGGCCCCUGAGCUGACGGGCUUCCAGCGCGACCUCGGCAGCCUGCGCAAGCUGGCCCACGGCUUCAGGCCUGCCUAUCGCAAGGUCUUCCUCCACGAGGCCACUGUGCGCCUGAUGGCAGGUGCCAGCCCUACCCGCACCCACCAGCUGCUGGAGCACAGCUUGAGGCGACGCACACCCCAGAGCAGCAAGCAAGGUGAACUGGACACCCUGCCGGGCCAGAGGGAGCGAGCUACAGCCAUCCUGUUGGCCUGUCGCCACCUCCCCCGCUCCUUCCUGUCCUCCCCGGGCCAGCGAGCUGUCCUGCUGGCUGAGGCUGCCCGCACCCUGGAGAAGGUGGGGGACAAGCGCUCCUGCAACGACUGCCAGCAGAUGAUUGUCAAGCUGAGUGGGGGCACAGCCAUUGCUGCCUCCUAACACCUGUGUGGGGCUGCCUCAUGCGAAGACAGCCUGGGCAACUGUCAGUCUGGACUUCCCUUCUGGAGCUUAAGGGGGGGGGGCGGGGGGGGGAAGAAAAAGUUCUGGGUUAGGGUUGUGCCGGUGGGAUUGUGAUGGGGUGGGAGAGGGAGGGUUUUGUUUUUGUGUUGGUUUUUUUUGGUUUUUUUUACCUUGCCCCAGGUUUAGCUUUAUUUGCCUCCUCGCUUGUUCUCAGGCACUGCAGCAGAAAUCUGUUUAGCUGUGGUUUUUGUGACUGUGCCUGGGCCUGUUGGGAAGUGCUGCCCUGACCCUGAGCCCUAAUUCCUGCUGGGAGGCAGAGUCCACAAGCCCAAGGCAUAGAGAAGUGACACAUCCCUUGUCUCUCCUCAGGGGCAUAUUCUUCCUUUCCCAAACCCUCUGGGGAGGGCAGAGGAUCUGCUUAAGCCUGAGAAUAUUCCUGAGAGAGACUGGGAUGGCACCAGCUUUCCUUGAGCUGUGUGUCAGGAAACUGAAGCCCUCUAGACCCAACUUAGGGAGGUGCUCUGGGAAUAUCGCCUGGGCCCAGUACUGCCCAGCAAAUUUCUCUACAGUUUUUAUACAGGUUUUUUAUAGGAGUGUUUGUGGCUUUACAAAAACGUAGGGAACGAUGCAGCAGAUUUCCCUUCCUCUCUACUUCAUGCAUUUCCUUCCUGUGACCAGAACUGCCUCCAGAUUUUGGCAUGGGGUUGGGUUUGUGGAAGUCUGCAACAAGCAGAGCCUCAUAAGAGUCCAGGGAGUCCCUGGUCAUCUGGUGCCGGGUGGCAGCAGAGGUGGAUGUGCAGUGCCCUGCACUUGGCAUGAAGGGCAAAUGCUGCCCUGGUGCCUUUAUUGUUGAUGGAGAAGCAAUGUUUAGAAACAGUUGUUUUUUUAUUUUACUUACCUCCCAGUCCCAGAACUUGUCUUCUGGUGUUUCUCCUUCCCAUCAGCUGUUCAACAGCUCCUGAACUGCUGCAGGGACUAGGAGGCACUGGCUCAGGGUGUGUCUCCCAGCUCUGCUGCCAUCACUGUUCAGAGCAGCUUGACUUGGCAGGUGUUGAACCGUCUGUGACUUGCCAAGAGGGGGAGGCGGAUUGGGGCCAGGGAGGGAACGGUUUGCCCUCUUUCUCUCUGUCUUUCCUGUUGCAUCUCUGCAAAGAAGUGCAAAGCAGUUGCCCUCCCACGUGGACAAAUGUGGAAACCAGCCAUUGGCAGGCAGGCACUGCUGCUUCUCCCUGUGCUGACAUGUGCUCUGUGUCAGCAGGUAGAAGCACUUAGAUAAAGGUAGCAGCCCAGUCCUAUCCUUUCCUAGUCAGGCCCAUGCAGCCUGACAUCUGUAAAAUCAGAACUUGGGAUGUUUUGCUAGAAGAUUCUACAUCCAUCCAGCUUUUGCAGACGGGCAUGAGAGCUUAAGCUCCUUCCAAAAUAAGGGGAAAAGGAUGAGGGCUUGUCUCGCUUUUCAAGAGGUCUUUUGGCACCUGGGAGAAAGAUUUAAUGUUCUCCAGGAAUUGAACACAAAUAACGCUAGUCCUAGAGUUGCUUGGCUUCAACAAGAUGGAAAGGGGCCAGGAGAAUCCUGUCUCGCAAUGAAGCCUGUUCCUAGUGACCCUGUGCCAUAGCUGGGAACACAAUUGUGGGGAUCAGAAUAGAUUCCCCCACCCCUUGCACUUUAUUUGAGGAACAGCCGGAGGACCUGGAGCCCUGAUGGCCGGCAGCCUGUGCAUUUGAAGGGGAGGGGAGGUCAUCCUAUGAGGGGGAGAGGUUGCUUUUGCAUGUCUUUGAUCAGUGUGGGGGAUGCUCUGGUGUGGGUGGCAGCAGCCAUGCCUGUAUCCUAAGUGUGCAGAACAGCUCUUGGGUUUGGGUGGGUUUUGAUUGCCCAUCCCGCCUUUCCUAGUUCAUCAGUGAUCCUAUUCUGGGGAGGUAGAUCACAUCCUUCCACUUUUUUCUCCCUCUAAGUGGCUCUUGCACUGUCUUCCUGGUCAUGGGUUUUUCCUAAAAUACAGAAACUGUUUACCUGUGGCAACUUCAGAGUUACUUCCUGUUUCCCCAGAUCUCUGUGCAACGCGUGGGAAGUUUUGUGCUUCAGCAAAAGGGAAGUGAGGCUUUGGGAAGACGGAGCUGCUGAGGCUUUACUUGCCACUUAACAGUGGACUGAGUCCUGGGGGAUGGGCUGAAGAGAGCACUGGCUGGGCUGGGUGGGGGAGGCUGUGGGGUUGAAACCCCAGUACCUAAUGGCAUGAUUCACAGAGGGUCCUAGCACCGCUGGUACUUCUCUCCCCUCCAAGGCAAGGGGUCUUUUUCCUUUUUCCUACACAGUUCAUAAAUUUGCUGCCUAUCUGUCCCUACAACUUUUUUUAUAUGUGUGUAUAUAUACUGUAACUUUUUUUGUCGAUGGUGGUGGGUGGGAGGAAAUUGUUUUAUGGAUUAUGUGAAGAAAGUCUAUUUAUCCACAUGGAGUUUGGAGUAGGGAUGCUUUGUGAAAUGAGGUGCAACUGGGGGUGGGGAUGUUCCCUAGGCACCAGACCUGCUGUCUGAAAACCCUGUUCCAGGGCUUGCAAACAUCCGUUACCUAUUAAAGGCAAAUGUUACCACCA
Molecule: messenger RNA, 6045 nt
Organism: Apus apus (common swift)
Lineage: Eukaryota; Metazoa; Chordata; Aves; Apodiformes; Apodidae
Gene: SREBF2
Product: sterol regulatory element binding transcription factor 2
Exons: 19
Coding region: 47-3436 (1129 amino acids)
Biological process (GO): positive regulation of transcription by RNA polymerase II; positive regulation of cholesterol storage
Cellular component (GO): nucleus
Molecular function (GO): protein dimerization activity; DNA-binding transcription factor activity, RNA polymerase II-specific; RNA polymerase II cis-regulatory region sequence-specific DNA binding
Source: RefSeq, a predicted model, not a curated record